Messenger RNA from Jatropha curcas, 1275 nucleotides. Its product is annotated as NAD(P)-binding Rossmann-fold superfamily protein. NCBI's taxonomy places the organism in Eukaryota, Viridiplantae, Streptophyta, Magnoliopsida, Malpighiales, Euphorbiaceae. The record is from RefSeq and is a predicted model, not a curated record.
CGAAUAACUAAGGAACAGAUCAGCCCAGCCCAUUAACACUGACAAUUGACAAGCAGGCAACUUUACUUUCCAUCGCGACACUUCCGACCAACGAUUUCUCGUUUCAUCCACCGAACCGACACCUUUACCUACAGCCAGAUAUUUCUCAAUGGAGAUCUACCAAGUACCGGCGAGCUUUCCUUUUCGACUUUGUACUUUUCCUAGAAAUUUGAAGUCAACUUUAGUGUCCUGUUCAGCGUCCGUUAACAGUUCACAUUCCCAGUCCAAUAAGAUUGAGUUUGAAUAUCGGAAUCGUAUGUUUAUUCUCGGAAUGGGAUUUGUCGGGCAAUUCAUUGCGCAGAACCUCGAAAAAGAAGGCUGGGCUGUUACUGGAACUUGCACGAGCACGAUGAAGAAGAAGGAACUUGAAAAGAGAGGAUUUGAUGUUUGCCUUUUUAAUGCCAAUGAGCCAGAACUGAGCGCUCUAAAUACUUUGAAAUGUUAUACACAUUUGCUAGUUUCUGUCCCUUCUAUUGUGGGCAUUGGUGAUCCGGUCCUUCAGCAUGGAGACCUUCUAAGAAGCAUAUUAAUGGAUGGAAAUCUUCAAUGGCUCUGUUAUCUAUCGUCGACUAGUGUAUACGGUGACUGUGGUGGUGCUUGGGUGGAUGAGGAUUACCCAGCAAGCCCUACGAGUGAGUUGGCUAAAUCAAGGUUAGCAGCUGAGGAGGGGUGGUUAAAUCUGGGCCAUAGUCUUGGACUCUCAACGCAAGUAUUUCGACUCGGAGGUAUCUAUGGCCCUGGAAGAAGUGCUGUUGAUACAAUAAUUAAGCAGGAACCUUGGUCGAAAAGCCAGAAAAUGAGAACAUCCAAGCAAUACACGUCCAGAGUUCAUGUUGAGGACAUUUGCCAAGCACUCAAGGCUAGCAUCUGCAUGCCAUCCUUCUGGGGAAUUUACAAUAUCGUGGAUGAUGACCCAGCUCCUCGCGAGGAGGUGUUUGCAUAUGCAGAGGACCUGGUGAAGAAGAAGUGGCCUGGCUUGGUAAAACAAAAUACUCCUUCAAGAGCCGAACUAUAUUACAAGAAGGGUAGUUCAAGAAGGGACAAACGUGUUUGCAAUGAGCGAAUGAAAAGAGAACUGGGAGUCACGCUGCUUCAUCCAAGUUAUAGAUCAGGAUUGCUUAGCAUUAUAAAUCAGAUGAAAAAUCCAUGUCAAUAAAAUCUAUCACAAACAUGACAUGUUUUUGGCAAUGGAAUUUUUCUCUCUAAAAUGGAGAUGUCCUUUUCAUUUGUUUACAA